CGAUCACGUCCACAAAGGUGACAACUACUCUAUCCUCCUCUACAACUCCGACGACUGACUUUGCCGCGACCUCUACUAUAACAGAGAGUCCCGAGGAAGACUGGGCCGACGAACUGUCCUCUUCUAGUACUACGAUAUCUACUACGUUAACCACUUCUGAAGAAGGGAUCACGUCGUCAACAAUAACAACUACUCUUUCCUCCUCUACAACUCCGA
Molecule: messenger RNA, 216 nt
Organism: Perkinsus marinus ATCC 50983
Lineage: Eukaryota; Perkinsozoa; Perkinsida; Perkinsidae
Exons: 1
Source: RefSeq, a predicted model, not a curated record